AUGGCUAGCAAGAUGCCACGGCUAAGAGAACUGCGUGCUUUCUUUUCUGUCCCGGAAUCCAGAACCUCCUCCGUACACCAGAGAAUCGAACUUGGUCAAUCACUCUCCAUGUUGCCCACGUCUAUACAUAAGUUCAAGUUGCAGUAUCUCCAACACCAGCAUUUGGCAGACGGUCUUCUAGCCAUGCAAGAUGGAGAAGAUUUUCUGACGCGCGAGCUACGUCGCUUCAGUCAACGAGAAGGCCUAAAAGACUUUGCCUUUCAUGGCUGCGUAGAGCCUUCAAUAUUUUGGCCACCAGCGUCGGAUGUAUCUGACCCACGACAUUGGCCAACUCUCAAAAGCUUUGUUUUGGGAAUGUACAAUGUGCAAGAACUUAGCUGUCUCCGCGCCAAUGAACCGCUCAGCAAUUCACAAGAUGAAGAGAAUUGGGACAGAGUCUACGCUCACGGAGGUUUGAUGAAUGAGUUUUACCGAGCCGCUGCAAAAUGCUCAGCUAGCAUGCCCAAAGCGGAAUACAACUCGAUCAACUUCGACGACGAUUGGGGUACAUCUCUUUCUUUUUGCACGGUUUUUCCUGAGGAUCCGUGCCUCACACUAAUUGGGAAGACGGACCUUGAAAUUGAGGAUGAAACUGUUCGCGAAUGGCGUAAGGCAGCUGAGGCUUGUAAUGUUGUGUUCAAAGUGCGUCUUGGACAAGAUGACGAUGAACAAUAUGAUGCCUUUGAUGCCUUUAAAUUUGAGGAAAUAGUUGAAAAGGAAGUGGAAGAAUUGGAGAGUGAUGAAAGUUCAGAGGACGAGGUUCCACCAGACCCAGCCGUUCUUCAGCGACUCCUAGAACAGUCGGAAGCUAGGGCUCUCAUAGCGGCAAACUUUUACCCUCACAUCCCAUUAGGCGGAUAA
Fusarium poae is the source of this 900-nucleotide messenger RNA. RefSeq lists its product as uncharacterized. Bases 1 to 900 code for a protein of 299 amino acids. The record is from RefSeq and is a predicted model, not a curated record. Lineage: Eukaryota; Fungi; Ascomycota; Sordariomycetes; Hypocreales; Nectriaceae. The transcript is spliced from 2 exons.